AUGUACAGCAACGUGGGCUGCCCAGGCCAGAGGGCGGGGGAGAGGCUCCAAUUUAACUCUAUCCUUUGCAUCUUGUCCCCCACCUUCCUUCUUUUUCCACCCCCCCUCUCCCCGCACCACUCCCAACCCCCCAUCCCGCCCCCCCACGCCUUUCCCUCUUCCUCAGCAGGGGCGAGUAAAGGUGGAGACGAGCCCGGGAAGUUGCCGGAGCAGGAGGAAGAGGAGGAAUCCCAGGUUUUGCACGGAACCGGCCAUUGCAAAUGGUUUAAUGGGAGAAUGGGAUUCGGGUAUAUCUCCAUGAGCAACCGAGAGGGAAGCCCCUUGGAGUCUCCAGUUGAUGUCUUUGUACACCAAAGCAAGCUUUACAUGGAAGGAUUUAGAAGCCUAAAAGAAGGAGAACCAGUGGAAUUUACUUUUAAGAAAUCUUCCAACGGCCUUGAAUCAAUACGGGUAACAGGCCCUGGAGGGAGCCCCUGCUUAGGAAGUGAAAGACGACCCAAAGGGAAGACAGUACAAAAAAGAAAACCAAAGGGAGAUAGAUGCUACAACUGCAGUGGCCUCAACCACCACGCUAAAGAAUGUAGUCUACCUCCGCAGCCAAGGAAGUGCUAUUACUGUCAGAGCAUCAUGCACAUGGUGGCUAACUGCCCCUACAAAACUGUCUCGCAGCAGCCCGCCAGCUCUCAGUGAAGACACGAAGCUGAGCCGCAGCCUUCCACGUCCGCGUUCCCGAGAGAAGGGGGAGGAGCGCACGGCUACUUGUCUCCACCGCACUCUCAGGAAGGCAGGCCGGAGGUCUCGGAGCGCUCGGGCCAGUCACCGCAGGAGGCUUCAUCGAGCAAGCUGUCGGCAUCGCCCGAGGAACCCAGCAGAAAGGGGCCUUCUGUGCAGAAAAGGAAAAAAACUUAG
Molecule: messenger RNA, 909 nt
Organism: Colius striatus (speckled mousebird)
Lineage: Eukaryota; Metazoa; Chordata; Aves; Coliiformes; Coliidae
Product: protein lin-28 homolog B-like
Molecular function (GO): zinc ion binding; nucleic acid binding
Source: RefSeq, a predicted model, not a curated record